AUGCGUUACGUUCUCGUCUCAGGCGGUGUCAUCUCUGGAGUGGGCAAGGGCAUCAUCGCCUCUUCCACGGGUCUGCUCCUCAAGACCUUGGGACUGCGCGUCACUAGCAUCAAGAUCGACCCUUACCUGUCGGUCGAUGCUGGUCUUAUGGCUCCCGCCGAGCACGGCGAAUGCUUUGUGUUGCACGAUGGCAUGGAGGUAGAUCUCGACCUGGGCAACUACGAGCGCUACCUCAACAUCCGUCUGACGGGCGAGCACAACAUUACCACCGGCAAGGUCUACAGGCAUGUCAUUGACAAGGAGCGCCGCGGCGAUUACCUUGGAAAGACGGUUCAGGUCGUGCCUCACGUCACCGAUGCGAUCCAGGACUGGAUCGAGCGUGUUGCCAAGAUCCCCACAGACGACUCCGGCGAAGAGCCCGAUGUCUGCAUUAUCGAGCUUGGAGGCACAGUCGGUGAUAUCGAAAGCAUGCCCUACGUCGAGGCAUUGACUCAAUUGCGCCACAGAGCCGGAAGCGGCAACUUCAUUCAGAUCCACGUCUCCUACGUACCCACCAUCCACGGUGAGCAGAAGACGAAGCCCACACAGCAUGCCGUGAAGACGGUUCGCAGUUACGGCCUGGUUCCUGAUAUGAUCGCCUGCCGCUGCGAGCAGCCCCUUGAGGAGGCUACGGUGAGAAAGAUUGCCCUUCUUUGCCAGGUCGACGUCCCUCAGGUCCUCGUCGUUCGCGACAUGCCCACCAUCUACCAAGUUCCUCUCCUCUUGGAGGAGCAGAACCUCAUCCCCUGGCUGCGCAAGGCCGUCAACUUGGACGCUCUGUCCAUCCCUCAGUCUCGCAUCGCCGAGGGAGCGGCACUAUGGAAGACAUGGGCUUCCGUCGUCAGCCGCCCGUACGACGGUGAGAUCAACAUCGCCCUUGUCGGCAAGUACGUCAAGUCUCAGGACGCCUAUCUGUCCGUUGUCAAGGCUCUGGAGCACUCGGCGAUGCACCUGCGCAAGAAGCUCAACAUCUGCUGGGUUGAUGCCGAGCAUCUCGAGAUCCAGGCCAAGUCCGCGGAUCAGGCCCAGUACCACAAGGCAUGGCACGAUGUCUGCACCGCCUCCGGUAUCAUUGUCCCCGGUGGCUUCGGUACCAGAGGUACCGAGGGUAUGAUGAAGGUUUCCAAGUGGGCGCGUGAGAACGGUACCCCGUUCCUCGGUGUCUGCCUUGGUUUCCAAACUGCCAUCAUCCAGUACGCCCGCGACUUCCUCAAUAUCGCUGACGCCACCUCGGAGGAAUUUGAUGCCCAGGCUGAGAACAAGGUCGUCAUCUACAUGCCCGAGAUCAGCCGCGACAAGCUCGGCGGUACCAUGCGCCUCGGCUUGCGCCCAACCGAGUUCCAGCCCGGCAGCGAGUGGUCUAAGCUGCGCGCCCUGUACGGCGAGGCCGACUCGGUGGAGGAGAGACACCGCCACCGUUACGAGGCCAACCCGGCUUACGUCGAGAAGCUCUCCGAGGCCGGCUUGAACUUCAUCGGCAAGGACGACACUGGUGAGCGCAUGGAGAUCUUUGAGCUUCAGAACCACCCCUAUUUCGUUGGAACCCAAUUCCACGCAGAGUACCAGUCCAAGGUCCUCAACCCUAGCAGACCCUACCUCGGCUUCGUUGCCGCCAGCGCGGGCUGCCUCGACCGCGUGGUCAAGGAGGAGCUCGCCGCUUCCAAGCAGGCCAACGGCGUCAAGCACGUCGUUUAA
Molecule: messenger RNA, 1734 nt
Organism: Colletotrichum paranaense
Lineage: Eukaryota; Fungi; Ascomycota; Sordariomycetes; Glomerellales; Glomerellaceae
Product: CTP synthase
Exons: 11
Coding region: 1-1734 (577 amino acids)
Biological process (GO): CTP biosynthetic process; pyrimidine nucleobase biosynthetic process
Cellular component (GO): cytoplasm; cytoophidium
Molecular function (GO): CTP synthase activity; identical protein binding
Source: RefSeq, a predicted model, not a curated record